CGGGGUUAUUGGUGGCUUCGAUUGAGCCCUAACUCAGUUCUUCCUGUAUUCUCCAUCAUCAGCGAAGGAAGCUCAUCUUUUAUCUGCUGCAGGAACUUUGAAUCUAGUUACAUAGCUAGCAAGAUGAGUGACGAUGUUUUUGAUGCACAGGCGUUAUCAGACAAGCUGUUUAAACUCAACAGCUCUCAACAAAGUAUAGAGUCAUUAUCUCGUUCGUGUAUUUUACAAAGGAAGAAAGCCAAACAGAUUGUUGAAAUAUGGCAUAAAUCAUUUAAAUCUGCUCAGCGGGAGCAGCAUGUUUCUUUUCUGUAUUUGGCCAAUGACAUUUUGCAAAAUAGUAGGCGAAAGGGCGGCGACUUCGUAAAUGAAUUCUGGAAAGUCAUGCCUUCCGCCCUCAAGCAUGUUAUCGAACACGGUGACGACAAUGGAAAGAAUGCAGCAUCAAGACUGGUUGGCAUAUGGGACGAAAGGAGGGUGUUUGGGUCGCGUGUUCAAAAUUUGAAAGACGAAAUGCUUGGUAAAAGUCCUCCCACUCAGUUGACUAGCAAUGGAAAGACCUCCAACUCUAACCCGAUCAAAAUAGUGAAAAGGGAUGCCAACUCAUUAAGACUUAAAUUGGCUGUUGGAGGUCUCCCCGAAAAGAUAAUGACUGCUUUCCAUUUGGUACAUGAUGAGAAUGCUACUGAAGAUACCGCGUUAAACAACUGUGAAAGUGCGGUUCGCAGGUUCGGAGAUUUGGAGAGAGAUAUUGAAAGUCAAGGAGUUGUACCGGGAUCUUCAUUGCUAGAUGAAAUCCAGGAGCAGGAAAAUGUACUUCAAGAUUGUGUCAACCAACUUGAAACUGCAGAAAGGAGUAGGACUUCAUUGAUUUCCCAGCUUAAAGAAGCACUCCAGGAUCAAGAAUUGAAGCUGGAUGUUAUUCACAAUCAGUUGCAAGUUGCUCGACGGCAAAUUGACGAUGCUGCCAAUUUGAGGAAGAAACUGGCCUCACCUUCUCUUCCUGGCGGUGAACAUGUAACCGAAGAAGACAGCAAGAAAGCAGCUGCAGCCGCAGUUGCCGCAAAACUUGCAGCUUCAGCAUCCUCUGCACAAAUGCUUACAUCCGUUCUUUCUUCUCUAGUUGCAGAGGAAGCCGCCUCAAUCAGCAACGGCUUUAAUUCAUCCGCAUUCAAUUCUGGUCUUAUAUUUCCUCCAGAAAAAAGACCCAAACUAGAAAAACCAAUGCCGGUUUCAGAUUUAACCAAUCCCGAUCCCGCUACUUCAGCCUAUUUUACUAAUAAUAUCCAAACAUCAUUUCCACCCCCACCUCCCCCACUACCAUCAAGUUCUCCGGCGAAUCAGUUUGUUCAGCCUUCUUCUGGUUUAAUGAUGGGUGGAAUACCGUAUGCGUACGGUCCUAGCAGCCUACCGCCGCCGCCUCCUUUGCCAUCACAAAUUGCAAUGGGGAUGAUGAGGCCCGGCCACCAGCCGCCUCUGCAGCAGCAGCAGCAGCAGUCUCAGACUAGUGGCGGAUACUAUAGGCCUCCGGGUAUUGGAUUUUACGGGCAAAACAAUCAGCCUACGCCACCGCCACCUGUGCCCCGGCAGUGAGGUGAUUUGUUGUUUUGUAUAUUAAUAGGAAGGUUUCUAGACAUAAAUACUUAGCAGUUGAUAACAUCCUGACUUGCCUAUGCUUGGCUGGCUUGUAUUUUGCGAUGAUGAUGAUAUACUGUUAAAUUCUAGGUGGGUAUAACUGCACUGCAAGUCAACUAUGUCUUUACCUUUUAUAAAUUUCUUAUUACUUCCAUUUCAUACAA
This is a messenger RNA of Helianthus annuus (common sunflower), 1796 nucleotides long. RefSeq names its product regulation of nuclear pre-mRNA domain-containing protein 1B. Lineage: Eukaryota; Viridiplantae; Streptophyta; Magnoliopsida; Asterales; Asteraceae. The record is from RefSeq and is a predicted model, not a curated record. Gene Ontology annotation, molecular function: RNA polymerase II complex binding. Gene Ontology annotation, cellular component: RNA polymerase II, holoenzyme. The coding region runs from base 124 to 1590 and encodes 488 amino acids. Gene Ontology annotation, biological process: mRNA 3'-end processing. The transcript is spliced from 8 exons.